Penicillium subrubescens is the source of this 1872-nucleotide messenger RNA. RefSeq lists its product as uncharacterized. The record is from RefSeq and is a predicted model, not a curated record. Lineage: Eukaryota; Fungi; Ascomycota; Eurotiomycetes; Eurotiales; Aspergillaceae. The transcript has 3 exons. Bases 1 to 1872 code for a protein of 623 amino acids.
AUGCCGUCUAUCCCAUUGCUUCCGGACGUCGUUCAAGCGGACACCACGCCAGUCACGCAUGUCCGUGUGGUGGUACACACUCUUGGUGCAGCAGGUCCUAAUACCAGCGACAAUCAUUGGUCCAUCUACUUGCUUCAUUCUGAUCGUGUCUCAUCAACUCGCAUCAACAUGAGAGCAGAGUUUGAGGAUCCAAGUGGGAAACUCGAUUGGACUAAACAUGCCUACACCCAGACCACAUCGGCCAUCAGGCAUUGGGACUUCCCAGUUGCCGCUGGAAUCACUGUAUUAUACUUCGCACGUCUCAUCUACAGCCGUCGCCGCGAUCGAUAUGAGAUGUCCGGUGGAGGUUCAGGCUGUCGGUGGUGGGUACGGAACAAGAUUUCGUUGGAAGAUGCCCUGGCCGACGACGAUAAUAUCCUGCACCGUCUGGACUACCCGCAAAAGCAGCAUGACUUCUGUUCAUAUCUACUGAGCCACAAGACGGACAUCGAAUCUUUGGUUUCAUUCCAUCUUGGCGUGAAUUUAUGUGAAAUUGCCGACGAGGUUGAUUGGUUGUUUGGGAGCUACAACGUGUGCAUUCCAGUCUACGUAAAUCGGCCUUUUGGCGAACGUGUCCUAAUUCGAAUCCCACUGCCUUUCAAAGUUGGGGAAGAGAAGCAUCCUGGGAAUUCAGAUGAGAAACUGCGCUGCGAAGUGGCUACAUAUAUUUGGAUUCGCGAAAAUUGUCCGACCAUCCCAAUACCUUUCCUUUAUGGGUUCGGGUUCCUCAAUGGGCAAACUUUUACCUAUGAAAAAUCCAUGGGUGUCUGUACUCAAUGGUAUCACCGUAUGAAACGAACGAUACGAUCAGUGCUUGGGUACCCCAGGGCAUCUCCAUUUAUCGGCACGAAGGGAAUCGGUUCUCUGCGCAUCGGAUAUAUGAUUAUCAGCUUCGUUGAGAGUGGCAGCAUGCUGUCUGACACUUUGUCAAAAUUCCUUUUGACGGACAAGACUCGAAGGCAUGCUCUUUUCAGCGAUCUUGCAAAGAUCAUGCUCACACUUAAUCAAAAUCAAUUCCCACGUAUUGGAUCUUUGACUUUAGAUGAUGAUGGCUUGAUUCAUUUGAAAAAUCGUCCCCUAACGCUGCGACUUCAAACUUUCGAAAAUGAAGGCAUCCCUACCAUACCAAGGAACUCUACGUAUCAGUGCGUGGAGCCGUACAUCUUGGAUCUGUUGCACUGUCACGACAACCGCCUUCUCUACCAGCCAAAUGCUAUUCAUGAUCUUCACGACGGCCAGGAACAGCUUGCUGCUUUGACUAUGAUGCGAAGUCUAUUGCCUCAGUUCAUUUCUCAUCAAUAUCGCGACGGUCCAUUUCUACUCACACUUACCGACCUCCAUCCAAGUAAUAUCUUUGUGGAUAAAGAUUGGCAUAUUACGUGUUUAAUAGACUUGGAAUGGGCAUGCACUCUCCCCAUUGAGCUACAGACACCACCGUACUGGUUGACUGGUCGACCUAUCGACGAUAUUGAGCAUGGGGAACAUCUUCAAAGUUUCCAAUCUGUCAUGUUUGAAUUCAUAGAGGCUUUUGAACAGCAGGAAAAAUCUAUCCGUACGCUUGUCACUUCUCAAGCUGAGAUAAUGAAAAAAUGCUGGGACAGAGGGAGCUUCUGGUAUUUUCAAGCUGUCCAUAGCCCUAAGGGCCUUCUCAGAGUGUUCAACGAGCAUAUCCAGCGAAUUUUCUGUGAAGAGCACUGCACUCAGCGAAUAUUCGAUCGGACGGUAAGCCCUUAUUGGUCCGUGGACGCGGGGAAUUUCAUUCAAGAAAAGAUGGAAGAAGACGCGGAAUACAAGGAUCGGUUGAGGGCUCGUUUCGAGGAGAUAGGUCAUUGA